Molecule: messenger RNA, 1164 nt
Organism: Trichophyton benhamiae CBS 112371
Lineage: Eukaryota; Fungi; Ascomycota; Eurotiomycetes; Onygenales; Arthrodermataceae
Product: fungal specific transcription factor, putative
Exons: 2
Coding region: 1-1164 (387 amino acids)
Molecular function (GO): carboxy-lyase activity
Source: RefSeq, a predicted model, not a curated record
AUGAGCCAUCGAAUGGGCAUGGUUCUCGGCCUCCAAGUUGAGUCGCAUAAAUUCUCACCCGCUCAACAGUAUGCCAGACGGGUUGUAUGGUGGGCAACCGCGUGGCAAGAUAGUCACUUCUCGCUAUCAUACGACAGACCAUCUGCAAUGGCAUUUAGCCAUCCAGAUAUUCCUUACCAUCCAGACUCGCAGCCUGGAAAGAGAUCUUUCUUCGAAACCAUCUGCCAACUUAUAGCCUUAACCUUAAAUAUAGUUAAAAGUCGCAUGCUUUCAACUGGCUCGCAGGUCCCGUUUUCCACCAUACAGACAUGCAGGACGGAGCUCAAACGAAUAUUGGCCGAUACAGCGCCUUAUCUACGUGAUCCUUUAUGCUGCGUCUCGUCUAACCAGAAUAUUGAGAGACUGGGCCUAAAGUUGCACUCCUCGUACCUUACAUCAGAGAUCUGUCGUCCCUCGCUAAGGCCAAAUGCUGAUCUCAACGAUGCUACAACUAUCGCACUACGAAAAGAUUGCAUUGCUGCUCUAUCGCGGACGGUAGAAGCGUACGUUGAGAUGUACUCAGUGAACCGCCAAGCUGCCCGGUCAUGGAUCGGCCUUCAGCGGGCCAUUAGUAGCGCCUUUUUACUGGCCGUUGUUGGUGAAUCCAAGACCGACCCAAAUAUCUGGACUUUACUCCGGCGAUUAGAGGGUGUUCUUACAGAGCGUGCAAAAGAAGAUGAUAUCUCACCAAUGAGUCCGAAAGCGGGAGCUGAGAGUUCCCCUACUUUUGCCGCAAGUUCAUCAAACAUGGGAUCUCUAGAGGGCGCUUAUGAUCCCGCCGCUGCGAUGGCCCCAAAUAAACAAGCCACGGAUAUACCCACAGACACAGAAACGCAAUGGGCCAAGCCACUAAUCAAGUCCCUACGUGCCCUUCAAAAGUUAAAUGCAGCAUUGUUGAUACACCUCAGGCAGCAUGGCGUUAUCACUGGGUCUGUUAGCGGCUUCAACCCUGCUCCAAUAUACACUCAACCCGUCACGGGAGGUGUAGGGGCCUCGGUUGCUGCCUCUACGAGAUCUGGCUCGAUUCCACCUCCUACACCAGAGAGCUCUGCCAGUGGAGAUUGGAGUUUCCCAACCCUGGUUGACCGCGCAGCAGAGUACAUAGAUCCACCCUUAUGGCCGUGA